Staurois parvus is the source of this 612-nucleotide messenger RNA. Lineage: Eukaryota; Metazoa; Chordata; Amphibia; Anura; Ranidae. The record is from the annotation of a GenBank genome assembly.
AUGCAUUUACAGGAGACCAUCUGUAUCUGGGUCCGAGACCCCAAAGUACAGAAAGAAGACUGGCACUCUUAUCUGGAUUAUGAAAUCUGCAUUCAUACGAACAGUAUGUGCUUCACCAGAAAAAACUCACGAGUCAGAAGGAGGUUUAGAGAAUUUGUGUGGCUACGUCAGAGGCUUCAGAGCAAUGCAGUGUUAAUAGAUCUGCCAGAAUUGCCAUCUAAAACCCCAUUCUUCAACAUCAGUAAUGCGCAGACUGUGGAACAGCGCAUCCGUGGUUUACAGGAGUUCUUGAAUAAGGUGGUACAGUGCCCGCUAUUACUCUCAGACAGCCGACUUCACCUUUUCUUACAAACUCAGCUCACUCCAGAGGAAAUGGAAGCCUGUGUAUCCGCCAGACCACAUACUCGGUGGCUGAAGCUAUCCACAAAUUUGCCAAAUCAAACCGGCGGUUUUCCUGAAGAGGAGGAAGAACAAACAAGUUGUAACGUGACUCCUGAGAGUUCAUCUGUGCUCGCAUACCCAAAUGAUGCCAGUCUUCUACGAGGCUGCAAACCCAGUGCAGAACAAGGAGAGGCAUGGACAACUGCCUUGGCUCCAUCACCUUCAAAGUAG